GUCGGGAGCGUUAAUUGCCUUGUGGCUGUUAUAUACUAUAUUUAAGACGAUAGGAAGGAUUGGCAAAAUCUGUUUGAACGGAAGUGAGAAAAAAACAUCCUUAUUGUUAAUAUAUGGAAUGCUUAACAAACUAAACAAGUACUUUCGGUCAUCAAUCAGUGGUAAAAUAUACAAUGGAAAGGCGAUUGAUUGGCUAUUGUUAUGGUUAGGGGAGUGGUCAAGGCACGGGCUCACGAGUAGCUUCAGUGAUUGUCGGGGCUAGGGAUUUGUGGGGCAUUUUUUAUCCGCUGUGUGUAGUAUCCCCACCCACUCGUGACGAGGCCGUCUGGGGACAGGAUGCAGUCGGGGUACAUAAAUUCCCUGCAUCUUGUCUUUCUGGUACGUACACCAUUACCACCGGUGGAGACGAGCGUGCACUCCCGUAGCCGUGAUAGGCAGUCAGUGUUAAUCUACACACAGCGAGGAAAGGAGUGGACAAAAUGUACUUAGUCUUACUAUGGGCGACAGACCGACGUCAAUGUUGCUCUUCGUAGUGCUGCUGUUUGUCGCAAUUGUGCAGUCUCUGCCCCUGUCUGACAAACUGUACGGGACCCACAAUGACCACGGCAAUCCGACAAACGGGGGGUCGAGCAACAGCUACAGGAAGGAUUCACCCGACAAAUACCCAGCAUCGCAUACACAUCACGAAACUGGUGAGACGGACACAAAAGGGUAUCCGGGUACUGGAGAUGAAGGCACGGUAGGAGAGGUUCAUCAGCAAGCAAAAGUCAAUAUUUCUUUGGAUGGAAGUUUACUAAGUGAAUAUGAAAAAUCUAACGAUACAACUUUGGGGGAUAUUUCGGAUAUGUCAGAACUCUCUCGUCACAGACGAUCGGGAAAUCCUUUCCAAAACAGUCACGUGAUUCCGUGUAGUUAUUCGGACAGACAUUACUGUCUUAACGCUGGCACGUGUGUUCUGGUGGCCGCACUGGACAUCAAAACCUGCAGAUGCGAAAUACCAUACACGGGCAUCAGGUGUGAAAUGAUUGACGUCGAUUAUCUGAUGACACAGAUGAAUACUCGGAUGGGAGAUAGGCGACACAUCUCAAUCGGAUGGUAUAACGGAUAGUAACGGCCUGAACUCUUCCAGCGUACUAAUGGACUUGUCACGUGACUUGUGGGUGAUUGGCGCCAAUGAUGGUGGUGGUUAUGGUGGCGGAAAACAACUCCAGUUAUUCUUUUUACAGAAAAUGUUUCCUUGCAAUGCACGAGCAUGUAGCACAGGUGAUAGAGACAGGCAUUUGCUGUUAUUGGAUCUUUCAUUUCAUUUUAAAAGUAUAUCAGUACAUCCUUCAUGUGUAUUAACGUAAGUCCCUCUCUGUGAUGUCAGGGUAACAACAGUGACGUGUCGCACACGCGCAGUGUUUUGAUUGGAUUGCCAUAACUACAGUAAGUACACUGUAACAUGGGUAAUCAACAAGAGAAUUAACAAGACGAAAGAUAUUCAACCUUGCAAUAUGAUUUUCAAGCAGCAUCCUGCUUUCAUACAGGGAACACGCAAAGUAAGACAUUGGAGUUAUGACAGGUAAACGUGUCCUGAACACUAGGUAACUUCCAUUAUCAAGGAGUCGACGAGGAUCCUCCUAGCAAAACCAAUGCAUCUCCUUUCCAUCCAAGCUGACCAUUGUCCAAUAUGUUUCUCUGAUAGAUCACGAGAGUGUCAGUAGUCUGUAGUUAUUUUCCCCGUCAAAGACAUCUUCAUUCCUAUCCCUGUGAUAAAGUCGUGCUGAGAGGAAGUCCUCACCAAACAUUGUAACGUUCUAAAACAGCGACAAUUGUUCCAGCCUUCUGCUUAUUUGUCAUCAAAAUUUAUCUGGCAACAGUCCGUAUUACGGUAAUGUGUUACCUAUCAAUACAAUUGGAAAUGAUGUCACUAUUUUUAACGGUCAAGGUCACAACGCAGCCUUUCUGAACCUGACAUAAUCUGGGAAUUGACCUCAAGGAAACCGAUGAUUGUGCUGAACCUAUUGUAUAUGUAGCAGAAACUCAGUGAUGGAAACGAACUUUUGUACAGCACUUGUAAUUUAUAUCAGCUAUUUAGAUCAACGUAACUUUAUUGUAUCAAUUAAAAAACUGACUAACUCUUUCAAAAUUACCUUUGACACAACUUUAAUUAGUCGCUGUUAAUGAAGUUAAAAAGACUUUAUCAGAAGUGGAACUAGUCUACACUGAUGUUACAUCCUUAAGGAAACAAAUUGAACAAGGAGAGACCAUUAUGAAGUGACAGUUACCGAAAAGUUUUUUUCUCUCUCAACAACCGAAGAGUUUAAAUCUAAUCUUAAAAAAAAACAUUAGAAGACCAUUUCUUUUAACUGUUACAAUGUUCUCUUUCCAACUGAUUGAAGUGGGUGUAAAGAUGUGUGUGUAGCGUUAUAGUUGCAUUGUGUUUAUUUAUGACGCCAUUUGGCAUUGUUGGUUGUAGUAAUCUGUUACAUUGUAUAUCUUGCAAGACAAAAAUACCAAUGGAGCAAAUCAGAACCUUUGGUGGUAUUUGCUCCGUGAGGUGCCUUUAAACCUUACUGCUGCAUUCUCCCAUAGUAUUUAUCUUAAUUGGUAAUUAAGUGUUACAUAGGCCUUUAAUUAGAUUUUGGAAGCGUUUCAAAAGUACAAUACGUUUUAGCAUUUUGUCAAUUUAUAAUGAUAUUAUAGUGCGUAGUGUCGUUCCUAUCGUAUCUACUUCAUCAAUUCUAUAUGGCUUAGGUCUAUGCUUCGACAAGACUGGGUAUGGUGAUUAUUUACAUCUGAACAUUUAACACAAAUUAAGUGAUUGUUAACCGCAUACAAAAUAAAAGUAGUCUGGUUUUACUAAUAAAGUAAGACCAAUGUUAAUAUCAAAGACAGUCUUUUCAAAACUAAAAUCGUAUUCAUAUUUCGAUGAUUACACGGAAGUGAAUUAAUAGGCUAUGUUAUCAGAGACUCUUUAUAUAGGACUACGUUAGGUAACUGAUAAAAGUGUAGGUAUGUCUCAUAAUAUUCCUACGGGAGUUCAACAUCUACCAAUGACUAAUUUAGAAAAAAAUACAAUACAGUCAGAAUACAACAGUGUUUGUACGUCGCUUGUUCGGUUAAUUUGCCCUACUGUGCUGUGUUAGGUAAUGCAGAAAAAAACAUUUAAUGGUACUGAGUUCGUCAUAAAUAGAUAUAAAUCGGAGUACAAAUACUUAUUUGUGCAAUAUGUUUUGGCAUUUCAUUCGUUAAGGGUUGUGAGUUCGAUUAUAAAUUUUAUAAAAAUAUUCAUAUUUAUAGUGUAUGCGCAUCUUUCUCGUUUUUCUCCAUUAACCAAAAAGGGAUAUUUCUAACGGAAACUAUAGCGUGUGUGUUCAGCAAGCAACUUUCUAUUAAAACGUCGUCGUCGAAAAAUAUUUGCUUUAUACAACAACACAAAACAUCAGCUUUGCUGUUAUUGGUUUAUAUAGUAUACCGAUAUUAUAUCUACUAGAAAUUCCUUGAAAGGUUCAGGAAAACUGGGCAGAAGGUUAAGGUCAGUUGUUACAUUACUUAGUAUAUACAUUGGUAAGCUAGUGAUUUUCUUUUUGCGAGAGAAUACAACUUCAAAGUACGUAUCAAUGAAAUAUUGCACUGAUGCAGCGAAACAUACAUUAUACAUUGACCAUGUAUCUAUUAGUGAAAUACACGUAUCUUAAUCACUGAAAACACAUCAGAAAAUUGAAUACUAUUUACAUUGAAUAUCAAACCCCGUAAUCGAGAUUUACACUGCGAAUUUCAACUGCAAAUUUAUUUUUUAUACAUUAUACUAUAUAUUAUGUUAUCAUAUGUAUUUCCAUAAACGUCAGUAAUAGAAAAAAGUUUAUAGAUGUGCCGAGACAAAUCUACAUGAUUCCCACAUGGGAUCGCCAUUCGCCUACCUUUUAUCCUGAUCCUUUCAAGAUUUUAGAAAUAUAAAGAUGAUGCUAGAAUACCGUUAUAUUUACUUGUGAUGUCACAUUCAAUAUAGAUUAUACACAUGAUACGAAUAAGAUCUUAUUAUAUUUAAUCAGUAAAAUAAACAGAUAACAACCUUUUAAUGAUUGGUUGAAAGGGACGCAGAUGAAAGCGAGGCGUGUGCAAUGGAGAGCGAAAGUUGUAUGGGACAGUCUGGCACGUGUUUCAUUGUGAGCGCCUCUCCCUUAGGAGGUAUGCUGAGGGUAGACUUAUCGUUAUGUUUGUGUUCAUAUCAGGUAAUUUAAAAAUUCGAUGUAUAUACUAGAUAAUGUAUUUUUGUUACACAAUGUAGACGAAGUGACUGACUAUUUGUAUUACCCGGAUUGAGAUGUUCGGAGUUAGGUUAGCGAAAUUAUAUCGCGAUAAAAAGAACACAAAAUAUUGGUGUAGUUCGAAAGACCAGACUUUUUAUCAUAUUUUUGAAUAUCUGAAUUCAAUAUGUUAUAUAUUUACAACAAUUUGAAAUUAAAAAAUCAGAUGAACGUUUAUAUGGUAACUAACACCAUUUAAAACAUCAAGUCCAAACAUAAGAAUAUAUAUUUAUCUUUCUGGGAUCAUAUACAGUUCGAUGGACGCCUUGUUUCUCAGGGUUUCCUUUGUUUAAUGUACAUUUCUCUGUUUCUGCAUUUUAAUUAUGUAGACUUUCACCGCAUCAAAUUGCUGUCUAUAUAAUGAUCAUCUCCGAUAUAUAUAUAUAUAGUAUAACGUAAACAAGUCAACAUCUGACACCAAGGUAUACGGAACGAGCUAGAAUGUUGAUAUAAAUAACUAGAUUGUUAAACAGAUGUAAUCAACAAAACAGGACAGUUAUAUAUUUCAGUGAUGUAUGUAUUUUUGUUUUAAAGGUUUAAGGGAGAAUAAAUAUAAGAAUGUGGAAAAA
This is a messenger RNA of Pecten maximus, 4861 nucleotides long. RefSeq lists its product as uncharacterized. Gene Ontology annotation, biological process: positive regulation of mitotic nuclear division; positive regulation of cell population proliferation; epidermal growth factor receptor signaling pathway. Lineage: Eukaryota; Metazoa; Mollusca; Bivalvia; Pectinida; Pectinidae. The record is from RefSeq and is a predicted model, not a curated record. The coding region runs from base 497 to 1108 and encodes 203 amino acids. The transcript has 4 exons.